Pezoporus occidentalis (night parrot) is the source of this 4320-nucleotide messenger RNA. It is a transcript of the gene MARK1, whose product is annotated as microtubule affinity regulating kinase 1. The record is from RefSeq and is a predicted model, not a curated record. The coding region runs from base 91 to 2190 and encodes 699 amino acids. Gene Ontology annotation, biological process: protein phosphorylation; microtubule cytoskeleton organization; intracellular signal transduction. Gene Ontology annotation, cellular component: cytoplasm. Gene Ontology annotation, molecular function: ATP binding; tau-protein kinase activity; protein serine/threonine kinase activity. Lineage: Eukaryota; Metazoa; Chordata; Aves; Psittaciformes; Psittacidae. The transcript is spliced from 17 exons.
GAGCAGCUGGCGGCCUCCGCCGCGGCCUAAAGAGAGCGGGCGGCCUUCCUCUCAGCGCGCCGGGCGCGGUCCCGCGCUGCGGCCCACAAGAUGUCCACUCGGACGCCGCUGCCCACCGUCAACGAGCGGGAUACGGAGAACCAUACAUCUGUGGAUGGGUACACUGAACCCCAUGUCCAGCCUAUCAAGUCAAGUAGCAGACAAAACAUCCCCAGAUGUAGAAACUCCAUUACAUCUACCAAUGAAGAACAUCCUCACAUUGGAAAUUAUCGCUUACUGAAAACAAUAGGAAAAGGAAAUUUUGCCAAAGUGAAACUGGCCAGGCAUGUGCUUACUGGAAGAGAGGUUGCUGUGAAAAUAAUAGAUAAAACACAGCUAAAUCCUACUAGUCUGCAAAAGCUGUUUCGAGAAGUACGAAUAAUGAAGAUACUGAAUCAUCCCAAUAUUGUAAAAUUAUUUGAAGUUAUUGAAACUGAAAAGACAUUAUAUUUGGUAAUGGAAUAUGCCAGUGGGGGAGAAGUGUUUGACUACCUAGUUGCACAUGGAAGAAUGAAAGAGAAAGAGGCUCGUGCAAAAUUCAGGCAGAUUGUAUCUGCUGUGCAGUACUGUCAUCAGAAGUGCAUAGUUCAUCGUGAUCUUAAGGCAGAAAACCUUCUACUUGAUGCAGACAUGAACAUUAAAAUUGCAGACUUUGGUUUUAGUAAUGAAUUUACAGUUGGUAAUAAACUGGACACAUUUUGUGGAAGCCCACCUUAUGCAGCUCCAGAACUUUUCCAAGGAAAGAAAUAUGAUGGUCCUGAAGUGGAUGUGUGGAGCCUUGGGGUGAUUUUGUACACACUAGUAAGCGGAUCGUUGCCAUUUGAUGGUCAGAAUCUAAAGGAACUGAGGGAGCGAGUGCUGAGGGGGAAGUACCGCAUCCCAUUCUAUAUGUCCACAGACUGUGAAAAUCUACUUAAGAAGCUACUAGUACUGAAUCCAAUAAAACGAGGCAGCUUGGAACAAAUUAUGAAGGAUCGGUGGAUGAAUGUUGGCCAUGAAGAAGAAGAACUAAAGCCAUAUACUGAACCUGAACCAGAUUUUAAUGACACUAAGAGAAUAGACAUAAUGGUGACAAUGGGCUUUUCAAGAGAAGAAAUCCAUGAAUCUUUAGUAAACCAAAAGUAUGAUGAAGUCAUGGCUACUUACCUACUUCUAGGUAGAAAACCACCUGAAUUUGAAGGAGGUGAGUCCUUGACAAGCAGCAACUUGGGUCAAAGGUCUCGUCCUAGCAGUGACCUCAACAACAGUUCUGUGCAGUCUCCCGCUCACCUGAAGGUCCAGCGGAGUAUAUCAACUAACCAGAAACAACGGCGUUUCAGUGAUCAUGGUGGGGAUGACAUUCCAACAAUUGGUCCCUCAAUUCCUCCUGCUGUGUCAUACACGAAAAGGGCUCAGGCAAAUAGUGUGGAAAGCGAACAGAAGGAAGACUGGGACAAGGAUGUCUCACGCAAACUUAGCAGCACUACAGUGGGAUCCAAAGGAGAAAUGGCUGCAAGUCCACUUGUGGGUCCAGAAAGAAAGAAAUCCACCAUUCCCAGUAAUAAUGUAUUUUCUGGUAGUGGAAUGACAAGGAGGAACACUUACGUUUGUGAACGUUCUUCAGAUCGCUAUUCUGCAAUACAGAAUGGGAAGGACAACAGCCUAACAGAAAUGUCUGCGAGUAGCACGUCUUCCGCAGGCUCUGCAGUAGCUUCUGCUGUAUCAACACGGCCUCGGCAUCAAAAGUCUAUGUCUGCCUCUGGUCAUCCUAUAAAAGUUACACUGCCAACCAUCAAAGACGGCACUGAAGCUUACAGACCAAGCAGUGCAACUCAAAGAGUGCCUGCUGCUUCCCCGUCUGCUCAUAGUAUUAGCACUACCACUCCAGACCGAACCCGCUUUCCUCGGGGGAGUUCAAGUCGAAGCACUUUCCAUGGUGAGCAGCUAAGGGAGCGGCGUAAUGCCACUUACAAUGGACCGCCUGCCUCACCAUCACAUGAAACCGGUGCUUUUGCACAUGCUAGAAGAGGGACAUCAACUGGUAUUAUAAGCAAGAUAACUUCCAAGUUUGUUCGCAGCCUCUCAUAUCAUGUUACCAGCUUCUUCAAAAGCAAGUUCAGGAUUCUGAAAGAAGAAAACCCACACACCCUGGACCUGCGGUCAUUCCCGUGAUGAUGCUAACAGUAAUAAUAUUGUAAGAAGUGCUGGGAAGGAUUUUCAAAUACAUAGUUUAAUAUUAAGUGACUAUUGACUUCGCAGUCCCAAUAGCUUUUCCAAAAUGGGAUUUAAUUUUCAGUUUGCCCCUAUCUAACAGUGAUUUACUUAUAAUUCUUAAGCCUACUUAUGGAUGUAUCCAUAUGCAUUAUUGUCAGUUUUACAACAGAACUAUGUCUUGUAAACCUCGCUUUUCUUUGCAGAAUUAUGCUGUUAUGUAAUGAAUUGUCAUUUGUCUGUGUGUGUAUAUAUAUAAUAUAUAGAUAUAAAAAUUCAAACCUAGGUUAAGAUAGUAGCAAAUCUGUAAGUAAAAUAUGAGUUGCAUAAGAUGAUACUAUAAGGGAAGAGAGAAAGCUAGAAAUUCAGUGUUUUCCUUAUAAAAUGGAUUUAACCUGGUGAGCACCUAGUGCCUCACUGUAUGUUUAAGCAAUACCUCUUAUGAUGAACUAAAAAGAAAAACAAAAAAAAAGUAUGUGAAUUAUUUUCUUUUUUCAGAAACCUGAAGAUACAGGACUAUGAUCCUCCAUUAUUGGUAUCUCCAGCACUUUACGGGGUGGGGGGGAAGAAUUUGUUCUGCAGUUUAAAACAAGAAACAAAAGUUACAGCAAAAUUAGUCUCUUGUGUUGUCAGGGUACAUUUCUUAAUGGGGAAAAAAAGGUAUUUUCUGUUACUUACCUAACCAAUUUCAAGAGCACAGGCUGGUUUUCUGCACUGCAGCUCAUUGCUAUUUGCAAGGAAUGGUAUCUUGAAUUGUUUUGAUGAGUCAGAUCAAAGAAUAUUUUCAUUAUGUUAUACUGCAAUGUUAGAAUAAUACUGUAAACUGUGUAUUUAGAAUUAACAUUGUAAAUUGAUGUCUUAAAGUUAUCUUUACUAGAGAACAUUUUAUACAAUUUCCUGUUAUGCCUUAUACAGCUAAAAAUGUGUUUUCCUAUAAUGAAGGCCUUAUAAGGGCUUUGGGUGGUUUGUUGCUGGUGGUGGUGGAGGGUUUGGUGUUUUGUUGUGGUUUUGUUUCUGUAAACUGGGGGUUGUUUGAGACUUUGGGUGGAGGUUUGGGGGUUGCUGUUCUUUAGCUGGAUCACGUAACUGCAUGCCUGUUAACUUGUGUGCUGCUCAGUAAAUAAUGGUUUAAAGCAUACUUUGAAUAGAAGGUGUCAUGAAAGACUUUUAUUAUCUUUUGGCAAAGGUUAAAUGCCUUUUCUGGUAAGUAUAUAAAACAAAUCCGUAAUGAGAAUGCUUAACGAAUAGGGUAUUGAUGUAUUUUGCAUCAAUGGUUUAUGUCAAAUGAUGCUUCUCUGAUGUUAUUUACUAAAGUAUUUGUGUUUUGAAGAUAUUAUAAAUUAGUAGCUGAAAUUGUGUGCUAAAAUGUUUGUACAGCAGCACUAGGAACAUACCUAGGUGGCUUACACACUGUUUUUCAAGUUGAUUCAGACUAAAAGGGCAUAAUACAGAACAGUUCCUUUUUACAGUUAUAAUUCACCAAAAUGAGGAAAAAAAAAAUACAUGUUUAACCUCUAGCUCACCAGUAAUCUUGCCAAAGCCAGUGUAACAGCUGAUUUGCUUAAAGAUAAGCAGGUGUUGAAGUAAGCUUUCUCAACUGGGCUCCAAACAUUUGAUCUCACAAACUCCUAGGCACGUCUUACCUUUAAUAAUUUGAGUGUGCCUAAGCAAGAGCACCUCCCUGUGCUCUCCGGACUGAGCUGUAAAGGCUUGGCCAGAAGGGUGCAGAGUGGAGCACCCCCCUCCCCCAGACCGCCUUGAUCCUGUGUGCUUGCUGGAUUUACAUGUGGCCAUUGCCCUCUGUCUGCAGUAGGUUAAGAAUAACGUGUUGAUAUUACCAUCAAUUUAAAAAACAGAUAAAUAAACCAUUAUGUGUUAGAGCUGCAAGAAGUGAAGGUGUCAUAAAGGGAAGUUAAAUUUACAGCUGUGGGAAAAAUACUAUUAAACAGUGUUAGGCUUGACAUAAUUAUACUGAUUUUUCUCUUUUUUCGAUCAGUGGCUAUUUAACAUUGUUCUAGAUGUAGGUUUUCUUAACUUUUAUUUUUCACCUUUAUCAUUGAAUCUCAACCUUAACUUUGUUUUGAGGGAUCC